AGCACAGCGAGGAAACUGAAUGAUGAAACUGUGAUUUUGGAAAGUUUUUCCAUUAAUGAGGAAAAUAACGGAUUAGCCAUGACUCCACUGAUGGGUUGGUCAAGCAGAAAGCAUUUGAUGUCAAGAGGAAGUUUUGGAGAUGAAAUUGAAAAUGAUUACUCAACCAGUGAGAAAGUGAUAGAGAAUACAGCGGAAAUUCUCCAUAAGGAAGGCUACUCGAAAGUUGGCUAUAAUUACAUUAUAAUAGACGAGAGUUGGUCAGCACCUGUAAGAAACAAGGAUGGAGAUAUAGAACCCGACCAUAGACGGUUUCCUAAAGGAAUUCAUAAUCUUGCCAAAAAUCUUCACAAACUUGGCCUGAAACUGGGAAUUUCGGGUGACAUUGGCAGUGAGACAUGUAGCGGCCACCCUGGUUCGUGGGCCAACUUUGAUCGUGAUGCCAAAACUUUUGCUGGAUGGGAAAUUGAUUUUUUAAAAGUGAACGGAUGUUUUGCCAACGAGUCUAUGCUCAAUGAAGGAUACAAGAACUUUGGAAAAGCAUUGAUGAAUACCAAAAGACCUAUUAUAUACUCGAUCGAUUGGCCACUACAUGACCGCAAUGUCAAUUUCACCGAGGUUGUAAAAAUUAGCAAUUUAUGGCGAGUUUAUCAUAACGUUCAUGAUACGUUUGAAUCUAUCAUGAGUGUGGUAGACUAUGUCGGAGCAAAUCCAAAUAUUUUCAGGAAGUACUCCGGACCUGGAUCUUGGGCUGAUUUGGAUGUUGGGGCCCUGCGCCCCCCGCGGAACCCCACAGACCGCCAACAUCCCAAACUGGAUAACCACGCAGCCCCAAAACCUCCAAGUGCUCUCCUCCAAGGUGUACCGAGGUUACCAACUGUAUCAAAACUUGUCACUGUCUCCGGUCUCACUUAUCCACAGUGA
This is a messenger RNA of Nilaparvata lugens (brown planthopper), 921 nucleotides long. Its product is annotated as alpha-galactosidase A-like. The record is from RefSeq and is a predicted model, not a curated record. Gene Ontology annotation, biological process: glycosylceramide catabolic process; oligosaccharide metabolic process; glycoside catabolic process. Lineage: Eukaryota; Metazoa; Arthropoda; Insecta; Hemiptera; Delphacidae. The transcript is spliced from 6 exons. The coding region runs from base 79 to 921 and encodes 280 amino acids. Gene Ontology annotation, cellular component: cytoplasm. Gene Ontology annotation, molecular function: alpha-galactosidase activity.